AUGACAGCUGCUAGCUGGAUUGCUGAAACAACCAGCAGCAGGCCCCAGCUCAGCAAACCAAUAGGAGAUCCUGAGACCCACUGUAGUAGAGCAGCUUUAGAACAAAAUGAGUCACUAAGUGGUGUGCAGCUGAUUAAGACCAGGGACAAAAUGGCUGCCAGCGAGGCCACCUUGUUGGACAUACUGAACAUCUCCCCAUUCUCCUUUGGGCUGAUCAUUCAGCAGGUGUUUGACAAUGGCAGCAUCUACAACCCUGAAGUGAUGGACAUCAUGGAUAAGACUUUGCACCCUCAAUUCUUAGAGGGUAUCUGUAACCUUGCCAGUGUUUGUCUGCAGAUUGGCUACCCAACUGUUGCAUCAGUACCCCAUUCAAUCAUCAAUGGGUACAGGUGGGUCUUGGCUGUAGCUGUGGAGACUGAGUAUACCUUCCCACUUCGUGAAAAGGUGAAGGCCUUCCUGGCCAACCCUUUGGAAUUUGUGAUGGUCACCCCUGUGGCUGCUGCUCCAGCUGCUGCUGAGCCUGCUGCUGCUGCUCUGGCCAAAGUGGAAGCCAAGGAAGAAUCAGAGGAGUGUGAUGAACGUAUGGGAUUUGGUCUGUUUGAUUAG
This is a messenger RNA of Trichosurus vulpecula (common brushtail), 606 nucleotides long. RefSeq names its product 60S acidic ribosomal protein P0-like. The record is from RefSeq and is a predicted model, not a curated record. NCBI's taxonomy places the organism in Eukaryota, Metazoa, Chordata, Mammalia, Diprotodontia, Phalangeridae. The transcript is spliced from 2 exons. Gene Ontology annotation, molecular function: large ribosomal subunit rRNA binding; structural constituent of ribosome. Gene Ontology annotation, biological process: ribosomal large subunit assembly; cytoplasmic translation. The coding region runs from base 1 to 606 and encodes 201 amino acids. Gene Ontology annotation, cellular component: cytosolic large ribosomal subunit.